Molecule: messenger RNA, 1670 nt
Organism: Rotaria sp. Silwood1
Lineage: Eukaryota; Metazoa; Rotifera; Eurotatoria; Philodinida; Philodinidae
Source: the annotation of a GenBank genome assembly
CAACGAUUGAAAAUCAAUUUGAAAUUGAAGUCAAAGAUGAUCAUAAUAAACAACAAUCUCUUAGUUUAUUAACAGAAACAACAACUGCAGUAAAUGAUGAUAAACCUGUUCAAUUAUCUCCAACAAAAUGGAAACGUUUCUUAGGAAUAUUUUAUAUAUUACUAUCAACAUUUAUUUUUGUAACUUCAACAUUCAUAGCAAAAGAAUUAAACGUAGAUGUACUUGAUGCAUCAAUUGCGUAUUGUCUAGUGCAUAGCAUCAUAUUGUUUAUUUAUAUGAAAUUUAUAAAACAUUAUUCAUUAUAUAAACAAGCAAGUAAACAAGAAAUAUUUUUUUUAUUCAUCAAUGUUUUUUUCUCUGCAACUGGUGGUUUUAUUUUUUUUCUUGCUUUUCGUUAUUUAACAUUGCCAGACUUAACAACAAUACGUUUUACACAAAUUAUUUGGACAGCAAUUAUAACUUCAAUUCUUUAUCAUGAAAAACCAUCUAUAUCAAUGAUAAUAUCGAUUUUAUUAACAACUAUUGGUGUAAUAUUUGUUGCUCAACCAAGUUUUUUAUUUAAUAAAAUAUCAAAUAUAAAUGAAAAUAAUAUAUCAAAUGAUUAUUAUCAACGUAUAAUAGGUGUCUGUUUUGCAUUGUAUUCUGCAAUAGUAUUUUCAAUAAUGAUAAUAUCAAACAAAUAUUUACUAGAGAAAUAUAAAACAAAACAAAGUUUAAUAAUGUUUCUAUAUUCAUUUGUAACAUUAUGGAUGUUAAUUACCAAUGUCUUUUAUAAAUAUAAUUUUUUUAUUGAUACAAUGCAAUCAUUUAAAAAUGACUUUUUCAAUUGGAGAUAUUUAGUUGCUUCAUCAAUUUGUUUAUUACAAAUACCUGGAUUUGUCUCAACGAUUGAAAAUCAAUUUGAAAUUGAAGUCAAAGAUGAUCAUAAUAAACAACAAUCUCUUAGUUUAUUAACAGAAACAACAACUGCAGUAAAUGAUGAUAAACCUGUUCAAUUAUCUCCAACAAAAUGGAAACGUUUCUUAGGAAUAUUUUAUAUAUUACUAUCAACAUUUAUUUUUGUAACUUCAACAUUCAUAGCAAAAGAAUUAAACGUAGAUGUACUUGAUGCAUCAAUUGCGUAUUGUCUAGUGCAUAGCAUCAUAUUGUUUAUUUAUAUGAAAUUUAUAAAACAUUAUUCAUUAUAUAAACAAGCAAGUAAACAAGAAAUAUUUUUUUUAUUCAUCAAUGUUUUUUUCUCUGCAACUGGUGGUUUUAUUUUUUUUCUUGCUUUUCGUUAUUUAACAUUGCCAGACUUAACAACAAUACGUUUUACACAAAUUAUUUGGACAGCAAUUAUAACUUCAAUUCUUUAUCAUGAAAAACCAUCUAUAUCAAUGAUAAUAUCGAUUUUAUUAACAACUAUUGGUGUAAUAUUUGUUGCUCAACCAAGUUUUUUAUUUAAUAAAAUAUCAAAUAUAAAUGAAAAUAAUAUAUCAAAUGAUUAUUAUCAACGUAUAAUAGGUGUCUGUUUUGCAUUGUAUUCUGCAAUAAAUUCUGGAUUUAAACAACGAAAGAUUUUAUCAUCUGAAUUAUCAACAAUAAAAGCAUAUGAACAAUAUUCAAGACCAUCACUUUCAGCUAAAAAAACAAAUAUAUAUAUGAAUGGUAGCGACAAAAAAAUUUCCUGA